AAGUCUACAAAUAGAAGAGCUCCAUCAGGGUGAACUGAAGUUAAUCUUAAGGAAAAAUUUCAUUACAUGGAUUGUGUAAACUCACUGAGACAGAAGUAAAGCUGGAAAGAAAUCUACAAGUGAAUAAAACAAGAAGUUUGGAAUUGGAUUUGGGGAAUCUGGGCUUGGAAAUGCCUCAGCCCAGUGUGAGUGGAAUGGACCCUCCUUUUGGGGACGCCUUUCGGAGCCAUGUGUUUUCAGAGCAGACUCUGAUGAGCACGGAUCUCUUGGCAAGCAGUUCAGAUCCAGACUUCAUGUACGAACUGGACAGAGAAAUGGACUAUCAGCAAAGCUCCAGAGACAACUUACUUUCGAUGGAGGACUGCAAAGACCUUGAGAACUUGGAGUCUUUUACGGACAUCCUGGACAAAGAAGCUGCUCUCACCUCCAAAUGGGAGCAGUGGGACACCUACUGUGAAGACCUAACAAAGUACACUAAAUUAACCAGCUGUGACAUCUGGGGAACAAAAGAGGUGGAUUACUUGGGCCUUGAUGACUUUUCAAGCCCAUACCAAGAUGAAGAGGUGAUAAGCAAAACACCAACACUGGCUCAGCUUAACAGUGAGGACUCCCAACCCGUUUCUGAUUCACUCUAUUACCCUGAUUUGCUCUUUAGUGUAAAACAAAACCCUUUAAAUUCUUUGUUACCUGGCAAAAAAAUUGCAACCAGAGCAGCAGCCCCAGUCUGUUCCUCCAAAAACGUUCAGGCUGAGGCACCUUUGUCGGACUGUGUUCAGAAGGCAAGCAAACCUGCAACUCAGCCUGCUUCCAGUGCACAAAUCAUGGUGAAGACCAACGUGUACAAUAACGAAAAGGUGAACGUUCAUGUUGAAUGUAAAGACUAUGUUAAAAAGGCAAAAGUAAAGAUCAAUCCUUUACCACAGAGCAGGCCGGUGCUGAGCCAGGCACAUGCUGAUGCAGCAAAGGAAAACACCUGCUAUUGUGGUGCUGUAGCAAAGAGACAAGAAAGAAAAGGAAUAGAGUCCCCCCAUAGUCACAGUACACCUCCUGUUUUGCCUUUUAAAGAGACUCAAGAGCUCCUCCUCAGUCCACCCCAGGAAACCCCAGGGCUUAUUGUGGGGGAGAGCAGUCUUUCUGCCAGCACAUCGGUGUCGGAUUCUUCACAGAAGAAGGAAGAGCACAACUAUUCCCUUUUCGUAACGGACAGUUUGGGUGAGCAGUCAGCCAAAGGAGACCUCGAGGAAGACGAGGAUGAUGAGGACGAUAUUGAAGAUGAGGACCAUGAUGAAGGAUUUGGCAGUGAGCACGAGCUGUCCGAAAACGAUGAUGAGGAAGAAGAUUAUGAGGACGAUAAAGAUGAUGACAUCAGCGAUACUUUCUCAGAGCCAGUAGUAACACUUAGUGGGUCUUCAAAGGAUGCUGAAUCCUGCUCUCCUGCAUGUAGAAAUGGAGCCUUAACAGCAGAAAUAAGAACUCACCUUCACCUAGAAGGGUAUGAAAAUGAUUCUGUGGAGGACUUAAAAGAAAUGACUGCAAUAUCCUCUCGGAAAAGAGGCAAGCGAAGAUACUUCUGGGAGUACAGUGAGCAACUAACACCAUCACAGCAAGAACGAAUGCUGAGGCCAUCCGAGUGGAAUCGAGAUACGUUACCAAGUAACAUGUACCAGAAGAAUGGUCUCCAUCACGGAAAAUAUGCAGCAAAGAAGUCACGGAGGACUGAUGUAGAAGACCUGACUCCCAACCCCAGAAAACUUCUACAGAUUGGAAAUGAACUGAGGAAGUUGAAUAAGGUGAUCAGUGACCUGACGCCAGUCAGUGAACUUCCCUUAACUGCCAGGCCAAGGUCAAGAAAAGAAAAGAACAAGUUGGCUUCCAGGGCUUGUAGACUAAAAAAGAAAGCCCAGUAUGAAGCCAAUAAAGUAAAACUCUGGGGUCUCAACACGGAAUAUGAUAAUUUACUGUUUGUGAUCAACUCCAUUAAACAAGAAAUAGUUAAUCGGGUGCAGGUACCUAAAGAUGACAGAGGAAUCAACAUGGAACAAAAGUUGAACAUACUUAUUAAAGACACUCUUGGACUGCCUGUAGCUGGACAGACGUCAGAAUUCGUGAAUCAAGUUUUAGAGAAGACUGCAGAAGGAGACCCCACCGGAGGCCUUGUAGGGCUACGAAUACCAAUGUCAAAAGUUUAA
Messenger RNA from Mesitornis unicolor (brown roatelo), 2189 nucleotides. It is a transcript of the gene CREBRF, whose product is annotated as CREB3 regulatory factor. Gene Ontology annotation, molecular function: RNA polymerase II transcription regulatory region sequence-specific DNA binding; DNA-binding transcription factor activity, RNA polymerase II-specific. Gene Ontology annotation, biological process: response to unfolded protein; regulation of transcription by RNA polymerase II. The coding region runs from base 171 to 2189 and encodes 672 amino acids. NCBI's taxonomy places the organism in Eukaryota, Metazoa, Chordata, Aves, Mesitornithiformes, Mesitornithidae. The transcript is spliced from 9 exons. The record is from RefSeq and is a predicted model, not a curated record. Gene Ontology annotation, cellular component: nucleus.